ACCCACUUCAGCCGGCGUGCCGUCAUGUGCGCCGUUCACUUCAACAUGUAUGCCAAGACACUUCGAUCCGUAUAGCCAAACUUUCAGCUGCAGCGCCUGCUUCUUGUCGUCUCUUCGUUCGGACGGGUGUUUUGUAUAUGUGCACGUUUCAAGAUCCGCGUCACACCUGCCAACCUUGUCCGCAACGACGUGUAAACCAUGUCCAGACGUCUCCAGACCGGGGCUUAGUCAAGCAGAAACUUUUCCCGCGGGCGGUCUGAGUUAAGCAUAGUUUGCCAUGGCUGUUGAGUAGAAACUUUCGUUGACGUAGAGAUCUCUGUCCGUGUCACCCCCUCCCGCGUUCGCCCGUCCGUCUCUCCCAUCUCUGCCAUCGUCCUGGGGGAUGGGGCCGUGCCUCUUAUAACGAAUGGCCACCCUGCAGCCCGGUCUCUCGCCCUCACGGAUGACUGUUCUUGAUGACUGUUUGCCUCCCACGACGAAAAACGAAAAACAAUGGACGCCAAGAGCCGCGAGAUCAACCCGCGCAACGCCGUCAGCCUCGAGUCCCUGCGUCCGGUCAACCUGAGCUUCGAGUUCGACGAUGACAAGCGGGGCGUCCCGCUCAACCUGUCGGCGUCGGCGCCGCCCACCAUCUCCAACGUCCGUCUCGACGAGGAACUUGCCGAGGCAGACUUGAGCCCGGAGGACCCCAGAGAUGCCAAGCUCAUGAGGCGCGCCCGUUGGGCCCUCUUCCUCCUGGCCUUCUUCAUGGGAGACGUGCAGGACGGGGUUGGGCCUUUCCUCGGCGUCUACCUCCAGCACCACGGAUGGGCCCCCGGGCUGCGUGGCUUCGUCAACACAGUGAGUGGCAUUGCCACCAUUCUUGCAACAGGACCGGUGGGCGCCCUCAUCGACGCGACAGACUACAAGCGCUUGCUUGCCGCAAUCUGUGCCCUCCUCGUCGGCGUCUCCCAGGGGCUCAACCUUCUCUCGACCCACCCGGCUCUCGUCUUCUCCACGCAGAUCGUGUCCGCCGUCGCCGGCACGACGCUGAUGCCCCUGCUCGUCGCCCUCACGCUGGGCAUCUGUUCUCCCGACCCGGUCGGCAGCCCCGACGGCAAGGGCAAGCACACCUUCCGCACCCUCAACGGGCGCAACCAGGCGGCCAACCAUGCGGGCAACAUGGUCAGCGCGGGCCUGGCGGCCGCGCUGGGCUCGCGCUUCGGGCUUACGGCCGUCUUCUGGCUCGUCAUGGCCUUCUGCGCAGCGACGAUAGCGACUGUCUUCCUGCUGCCGGCGCGGGCGAUCGACCACGCGGCCGCGAGGGGAGGCGUCGCCGUCGAUGAUGCGCCUGAAUCCCCCGUCUCAAAACCGGAUACGCAAGACAGCGGCAGGUCGGGGACGGAAGACGAGGACCAAGCGGAGCGAGGCGGCGUCGCCUCCCCGCGCAAGACCAUGAUCGCCAAACUGAAGGACAAGAAGCAGAGGUUCUCCGUCAGCCCGCUCGGGCUCCUCUUCAAGAACAAGGCUCUCGUCGUCGUCGGCGCCACCGUCUUCCUCUUCCACCUCGGCAACGCGGCGAUCCUCUUCCUCUACGGACAGGGGCUCGUGGCGAUGGGCAAGGGCGACCCGGCCGGCACGACCGGCCUGACCGUCAUCAUCGCGCAGGGCACCAUGAUCGCCGUGUCGCUCGUGACGCCCUGGCUCGCCGGCCGCUACGGGUACUGGUUCACCGUCUUGGUAUCGUACGUUGUCUUGCCCGUCCGCGCCGCCGUCGCGGGCCGCUAUAUCGAAAACUGGGGCAUCUGGCCCGUCCAGAUCCUCGACGGCGUCGGCGCGGGCAUCCAGAGCGUGGCCAUCCCCGGGCUGGUCGCCGUCAUGAUGGCCGGGACAGGGAGGGUCAACGUCACUUUCGGCAUCGUCGGAGGCAUGACGCGCCAGACGGGCGCCGCCAUUUCGUCGUCGCUGGGCGGGUGGAUGGCCGAGUACAAGGGGUACAGCUUCUCGCUGUACUUUUCCGGCGUCUUCCCCCUCGUCUCGGUGGCAUUGUGGCUCGGGUUCUGCAAGUUGCUACGCCCGGCCAUCGACCGGAAACCUAGGGGAGAGUGAUGUGGGAUGAUGAAGCAAUGAGGCGGUAAGUAGAGACAGCACGGGCUGUUGUGCUUGUGUUUUAGACAGACUUUGCUAAACCCGCGUCUUGUGCGUGCGGCCAUAAAACCAUGGCCCCCCCCCUGUCAUGUUUUGGUGAAGCGUCUGAUACCUGUUGCGGAUGCCGGUGACAUGGACCUGGGACAUUGGUCCUGUAUCACGUUUACCUGCCUAUGAUGAAUGAU
Messenger RNA from Colletotrichum navitas, 2312 nucleotides. RefSeq names its product major facilitator superfamily transporter. The coding region runs from base 493 to 2088 and encodes 531 amino acids. The transcript is spliced from 2 exons. NCBI's taxonomy places the organism in Eukaryota, Fungi, Ascomycota, Sordariomycetes, Glomerellales, Glomerellaceae. Gene Ontology annotation, biological process: transmembrane transport. Gene Ontology annotation, molecular function: transmembrane transporter activity. The record is from RefSeq and is a predicted model, not a curated record.